AUGACGUCGCCCUCAAGUGAACGUAUCAUCAUAGCUGACACUGGUGAUGUCAUCUUCACGCUACGAAAUCCAGGUGCACCAUUUGCUGUAUGGGAUCAGGCUGUCGAAGAAAACAGUGAGAUUCAAGAUCCAGAAGAUGAGCAUAAAAACGGGCCGUUGAACGAUGCGACUUCCGAUACAUGUCUCAUCACAACACCUGGUAUGCGCUUCGCCGAAAUUCAAGAGUGA
Molecule: messenger RNA, 228 nt
Organism: Alternaria postmessia
Lineage: Eukaryota; Fungi; Ascomycota; Dothideomycetes; Pleosporales; Pleosporaceae
Exons: 2
Coding region: 1-228 (75 amino acids)
Source: RefSeq, a predicted model, not a curated record